This is a messenger RNA of Rana temporaria (common frog), 4229 nucleotides long. RefSeq names its product erythrocyte membrane protein band 4.1 like 4B (gene EPB41L4B). Bases 327 to 1871 code for a protein of 514 amino acids. Gene Ontology annotation, cellular component: cytoskeleton. NCBI's taxonomy places the organism in Eukaryota, Metazoa, Chordata, Amphibia, Anura, Ranidae. Gene Ontology annotation, molecular function: cytoskeletal protein binding. The transcript is spliced from 16 exons. The record is from RefSeq and is a predicted model, not a curated record.
AGAAGGAGGAGGAGGAGAGCUGAGGGAGGGGGAAACCAAACAAACCCGGCUCUGUGUCAUUCCACUUCAGCUGGGAACCCGAAGUGAGAGGAAGACGGGGCGGCCAUUUCCCGGGGGGCUCCCUCCUCAGGUGUCCUAUUAGUGUCAAGGAGGAAGGACUAGGAAGGGAUGUGUGGCCGGGACUAGGAGAAGAGGAAAGUUUCCUGGAAGGACACACCUGUGCCGGGACCUCGUCCAUGGCUGUACGGCUCUGAGAGGUGCCCUCCGCUUUUAUCACCCAGGAAGAGGAGGUUCUGGGGCGGAGGGAGGGAGUGAGUGAGGGGACGAUGAUGCUGCGGUUCCUGCGGAGGACCUUUGGCCGGCGGUCGAUGCAGCGGCACGCUGGGAGAGGAGGAUUUCGUGCUGGUCGGGAUGAGAGGGAUGGCGGAGCCGUGGGGAUGAGGGCAGCUGCUCCGGUCACUUCUCCUUCUGGGGGGUUCUACUCGCACCCCAACUAUCACUCCCCCCCUGUACACAGCGGAGGAGCCACGGUCCACAUCCCCGCCGCCGGGGACAGCAAGUCGGUGCUGACCUGUAAAGUACAACUACUGGACGGGACCGAUGUCAGUGUGGACCUACCGAAACAAGCCAAAGGGCAGGAUCUGUUCGACCAGCUUGUAUACCAUUUGGACUUGGUGGAAACUGAUUAUUUUGGUCUACAGUACAUGGAUGCUUCCCAAGUGUUGCAUUGGCUGGACCAUACGAAACCCAUUAAGAAACAAAUAAAAAUUGGCCCUCCGUAUACUUUGCACUUUCGAAUUAAAUAUUACUCCUCAGAACCAAACAAUCUUCAUGAAGAGUUUACAAGGUAUUUAUUUGUACUACAGCUUAGACAAGAUAUUCUUACAGCAAAAUUGAAAUGUCCAUAUGAAACUACCGUGGAAUUGGCAGCUUGGUGCUUGCAAGCGGAACUUGGUGAGUGUGAGCCAUCAGAACAUACACCAGAACUUGUGUCUGAAUUUCGAUUCAUUCCAAAUCAAACUGAGUCUAUUGAGCUUGAUAUUUUCCAUAAGUGGAGAGACUGUAGGGGUAAAACACCAGCUCAGGCCGAGCUAUGUUACUUGAAUAAAGCGAAGUGGUUAGAGAUGUAUGGGGUUGAUAUGCACAUUGUCAAGGGUAAGGAUGGCUGUGAUUAUGCUCUUGGACUGACCCCAACAGGCAUCUUAAUAUUUGAAGGUUCAAACAAAAUUGGUUUAUUCUUUUGGCCGAAAAUUACCAAAAUGGAUUUUAAGAAAAGCAAAUUAACCCUUGUUGUUGUAGAAGAUGACGAGCAGGGUAGGGAGCAGGAACAUACAUUUGUUUUUCGCUUGGAGAAUUCUAAAGCCUGUAAACAUUUGUGGAAAUGUGCAGUGGAGAAUCAUGCUUUUUUCAGGCUAAGAACCCCAGCAAAUACAAAAGCUACUCGAUCUGACUUUAUUAGAUUGGGUUCAAGAUUCAGAUUCAGUGGGCGAACAGAAUACCAGGCAACCCAUGCUGGAAGGUUAAGAAGAGCUAGUACAUUUGAAAGGCGUCCUAGUAAAAGAUAUCCAUCAAGAAGACAUUCCACUUUUAAAGCGAAUACCCCAAUGAAGCCACCUCCUCUGUGUAUUAAAACUACACCAGAAAUGCAAAAUGAUCAGCAACAAUAUCAUCAUAAUAUACAACCAAAUCAGCAGCAUUGGCAUCCUCACACAUCUCCAAAUAUCAGGCCAUCUUCUCAUGACGACAGGGUAUUAUGGAAAAGCGGCUCUGGAGAUGGUAGAAACACAAGGUACAUUCAGGAUCAAAACCAGAAGAAUUUGGGAGGCAUGCAAAGCAUUCUGUAUCAAGACAAACUCAUGACAACACUUUGACAUCCAUCUUUGACAACAACUCAUAGACAACCAUCCCAGAUAUCCAUUGCAUUCAUGAACUCACCUGUCUCACCUGUUAAUCAUCUGAAUUCACAUGUCGUUAAAACCACACGUGCCUGGUCAUUAAAGUAUCAAGACUGAUUUCCUGGAUAUCAAAAUAUCUCAUAUACAGUAGUUUGUUGACUGCCUGCACAAUACAAUUUGUGUAGUGAUCAAAGCUACACAAAAAAUAGUAAGCAUUGUUCUCAAGCAAAUUAGACUGAUGUAUGAGCAGUGGUGCAUUUUUUCAACUCAAAACAAAGUGGGAAUGCAUUGACAUUUUUAAGGCGAUAUGUGUCUAAUUGUAGGACUAAAUUAAAGAGCUGUGAAAAGUUUACUGCUUUUUAGACCUGUGAUCUAGUAAUUGCCCAAUUGUGAUCUGAAUCUGUUGUUCCAAAUGUUAUUACUUAAUCUGCGUUUUUGAUGGUUAUUCAUUGCUGCAAAUCUAGCUUUAAGUUAAAGUUCUCUUUCCCAGUGUCUGUUUUAUGUUUCACGAAGUGCCUGACAUAAGGUGAUAUGGUAUACUGAAUAUGGGCAAUACAAAGUGGAGUUACCAAGAACAACUUAUCAAGGUGCACUGUACUGGCAAAUCAUUUAAACAAUGAUUUUCUGUUUCUCACUGUGUUAUUGCAUUUGCUUCACAUUGUUUCCACUUUUGCUAUAUUUUUUACAUUAAGUUAUAAUGUCAGAUAAAGGCAGGGAGCUUUUUAAAAAUGUUGCUAAAUAUGGACUCCCAGUUGGCACCUUAAUGUUUUUUUUAAAAACCAAUAAGACUAUAUAUAACAGACUAUCAUCCUAUGUUUUAAUUUGGAGGAAAGCUCCAAUUCAGCUUCAACAAUUCACGUGCAGAAAACAGGAAUCAGCAUUUUCAGGAAUCUGCAACAGUAGCCUCCAUACUUUACUCUAAUUUUUUGUGUUAAAAAGAAAUUAUUGGAUGCUUCUGCAGUGCUUGUUUGAGUCUUAAUUUUUAAGGUUAAGAAUCUAUUGAGAACCAGUUAUGUUGUAGCUGGGGCAGACUAUCCCCCCCCAGUUACACUUAAUAUACAUUAUUAAAUGUUUUUUUUUUUGUUUGUUUUUUUGUAAGUGGACAUUUCUUUCUGAUCUAAUUUAAAAUGGAUGAUUGAUUUAGGCCUGGUUCACACUUGUGCGAUGCGAGAACACCACAAACAAUCGACUGCGGGUUCCCGCAUUGCACCCGACACGCACAGCAAUUCACACUGCCAUAUGCGAACUGCUGGGGAGUGUCAUAUCUUAAUGACGCCCUCAUUUCAGCUUGCGUAUCGCAGUGGGAACUGACAGUUCGGACAUGAAUCGGAUCGCAUAUGUGUGAACACACAUGCGAUCCUAUUCUGGUCCGAACAGAAAAAAGGGUCUUGUGCGCCUUUGGACCGAAUGCGGUGAGAUAUCAGCCAUAUUGGCUGUAUGGCUGAUAUCGCACCGUACAGACAUCGCAUUUAAUGUGAACAGCAGUGUGCUGUGGAUUACAUCCGAAUUACGUGUGAUGUCUGGCAUCGCACAAGUGUGAACCGGGCCUCGAUGCUGAUGCUAGCAAGCUCAGGCUUGACAAGAGCAUUGUAAAACUAACCACAAUAAUACCUUUUAGUUCUUUACCUUUUUAUUUAUUUUUUUCUUCACUUUUUAAAUUUAUUUCAUAUCUUCUAAUUGCUUUACAUAGGGUCAGUUGGAUUUCCAUAUGAAAACAUUUAACACAAAUAAAAAAAAAAAAAGGAUUACAUAGAUUAGAAUAUUUAAUUGUCAGUAACUGGGGUCUAUUAUAAAAUGAUCAUGUUAAGGUACAAAAAUCAAGUGUGUUAAAGGGAUGUCCUUUGUUUUAUGUGUCACAAGAAUUAUGGACUGGUUAUAUUCAUAUGGCAUGAAAAAAUAUUUCCGAUAGAUAUCCAAUGAGGAAUUGAAAGCACUUGUAUUUUUCUAUUUAUUUUAUUUUUUAAUAAUUCCGCAAUUAAGCUUUAUGAAAGUGAUCUAAAUAACACAUGCUGCUAAAACAACCCGAAUUUUGCAUAUGGUGCCUUUUUUAGGUGUAAUUUUUCUAUCCUUUCCUGCAGAAACCUAUUGUUUUUUUUUACGCCUUAAAUAUUUGAUAACAUAUUGUAAAUGCAUGUGAUUUAUGAUGUACUUAAACCAAAAACUCAGUAACUGGACAAUGUUUGUAUAUAUUAGUUUGUUUCUCUUCUGCCUUUAGGAGUAAAACAGUUAAGAAGCACAUUACUGUUGUAACUACUGAAUAUUUACUUGGAGUUUGCACCUUAUUGCACUGGUCUGCUUUUAUUAUUUUUCUUCUAAAUAUAUACAUUUUGUUAA